AUGUCGUGUCUGUUGAUAGCACCUACAAUACAAACAGGCAUGGAUUACCGUUUGUGUCGUUCGUUGGAGUCAACCAUCAUGAGGGAAUUGGAGGAUGAUGUGGCAGACUCAAGGGGUGUUAUCCCUUGUGCAACGAGCUCGCCUAUUGAGAAACAGUUUCAACAAGAGUACACUACCAGCAUGUUUAGGGAUGUUCAAACGGAGUUCAUAAAAAAGGCUAAUUACAGGGUCUCUGUUGUUGUUGAAGAUGGGCCAUCGGUGUGCAUCAAGGUGAAAGAGGAGAAAUUAGUCAACGAUACUAUGAUCUGCAUUCCGUACGAUGUACACUUUGAUCGGUCCACACAGGAGGUUCGUUGUGAGUGCAAUCUGUUUGAGAGUUCAGGUGUGUUGUGCUAUCACUGUCUUGAAGUUUUCCACUCGUAUAAAGUUUACAAAGUACCUCCCUGUUAUGUUCUCCCUCGAUGGAGCAAGAAAGUAAAGCGCAAGCAUACGUAUGUCAAGAGUAGCCAUGAUGUCAGUCGGCCGGAUGAGAGUCAUGUUGCAUUCAGGGGACUUUGUGCACACUUCUAUAAUAUUGCUCAAGAGUUCGUCGGUGACGAUGACGAAACAGCAUUGCUACAUGGUGCUUUGGAUGAAACAAGGACCAAGUUGGCAGCACACCGUGCAAAGAAGAGGUCUGAGACCGUAUCAGAGACCUACACCAGCUUUGGCUCACAGAGUUCGAAUGACAUUGGUGUUGAUGACAUCCAAGGCCCAUCGAAGGUCGCCACAAAGGGCAGGCCAAAGAAUAAGAGGCUCGGCGCUGCCCUUGAAAAGUCCUUCAAGAAUCCAGCUCGGAGGAAUCACAAGAAAUCACCCCCGAUACAUGUGAUUUGUCCUCACGCUUCACAUGAUGUAAACCAUCCUUCUGUGGUUGGUCAGAAUGUUCCCGAACAAGUCGGUGGUUUCAUGUCUUUGUUAAGCUCCUUCAACAAAAAUUAG
Arachis stenosperma is the source of this 981-nucleotide messenger RNA. Its product is annotated as protein FAR1-RELATED SEQUENCE 9-like. The transcript has 4 exons. NCBI's taxonomy places the organism in Eukaryota, Viridiplantae, Streptophyta, Magnoliopsida, Fabales, Fabaceae. The record is from RefSeq and is a predicted model, not a curated record. Bases 1 to 981 code for a protein of 326 amino acids. Gene Ontology annotation, molecular function: zinc ion binding.